Phyllotreta striolata is the source of this 1526-nucleotide messenger RNA. The record is from the annotation of a GenBank genome assembly. NCBI's taxonomy places the organism in Eukaryota, Metazoa, Arthropoda, Insecta, Coleoptera, Chrysomelidae.
AGUCAAAAUAUUUCACAAGUAAAUCCCACCAUGUUUCUCAUCGAUAUCAAAAUUCUCGUUGAAUAAAAUGCACAGUUCAAUAAUUAUCCGCAAUGGCUGGAAGGGAAAUUAUUCAAAUACAUAUCGGACAAGCCGGUGUUCAGCUGGCCAACGCCUGUUGGGAGCUCUAUUGUCUCGAACAUGCAGUAAAAUUUGAUGGUACAUUGUACGAUCCAAAUCAGGCGGAGGAUAGUUACAGCCCGUUUUUUGCGCUCACCGGAGCGGGCCAGGUUGUACCUAGAGUGUUGAUGAUAGAUUUAGAACCGACGGUCAUCGACGAGAUACGCACUGGAUGUUACAGGAAAUUGUUCCAUCCUGAGAGAUUGCUUACGAGCAAAGAGGACGCGUCGAAUAAUUUCGCGAAAGGAAUGUACGGAGUUGGACAUGAAAUGGUAGAUUUGGCAAUGGACAGGGUUAGGAAACUCGUUGAAGAAUGUGGAAAUAUGCAGGGGUUCUUGAUAUUUAGAGCAUACGGUGGUGGUACGGGCGGCGGUUUCGGCUCGAUGUUUCUUCGAAACCUUGAAAACUACUUUUGUAAAUCAUCCAUCUUAGAGUUCGUGGUGUUUCCUUCCCCUAAAUUAUCAAACAUCAUAGUAGAACCUUAUAACACUGUAUUAUCUACCCACGCUUCGACGGAGUACCAAGACAUAGCCUUUAUAUUAGAUAACGAAGCAAUUUAUGAUAUUUUAAGCACAAAACUCGGCAACCCUAGGCCAAUGUACUCGAACGUAAACAGAGUUAUAGGUCAAGUCGUUUCCAACGUCACCGCCUCGCUGAGAUUCGAAGGCGCUCUAAACGUAGACCUCUCCGAGUACCAAACCAAUUUGGUACCGUAUCGACGGAUACACUAUCCCAUAGUCGCAUACGCGCCUUUCAUGCCGAGCAAGAGGCUCUUCCACGAGCAAUUCUCGGUAGCCUCGUUGACGAAUUCCUGCUUCAAACCCAGUCAUCAGCUCGUAAAAUGCGAUUCGGAUCAAGGUAAAUACGUGUCUUGUUGUCUUCUCUACCGUGGUGAUGUGGUUCCUGUCGAUGUGAACAACGCUGUGGUGAACAUCAAGCACACCAAGAACGUGCAGUUCGUCGAUUGGUGUCCCACGGGUUUCAAAGUGGGAAUAAAUUACAUGCCUCCGAUCGCCGUGCCCGGCGGCGAUUUGGCCAGAGUAACGAGAGCUGUGACUACCUUGUCGAAUAGCACCGCCAUUAAAUUCUACUGGUUAAAGAUACUGAAGAAAUACAACGUGAUGCUGCGCAAACGGGCGUUCGUCCAUCACUACGUUUCCGAAGGAAUGGAGGAGGGCGAAUUCCUCGAAGCCAAGGAAAAUUUGAGGGCUCUGAUUUUGGAUUACAAAGAAAUGGAAUCUUAAGGCGCGCUUGUUUUAUAUUUGUAAUUAAUUGUUUCAUUUCUUCCAGUGGUAUAAAUAAUUUAUACAAAACAUUUCAAUCUUUUUUCGUUCGGGUUAUCUAAGAUAAACGAGGCGAAUUAAAAC